Molecule: messenger RNA, 2156 nt
Organism: Poecilia reticulata (guppy)
Lineage: Eukaryota; Metazoa; Chordata; Actinopteri; Cyprinodontiformes; Poeciliidae
Source: RefSeq, a predicted model, not a curated record
GUUCUUUCAAAGGUUGAGCGGACUUGUGCUGAAAUUUUGGGAUCCAUUUCACUUUUCAGGCAAUCAAAAUUUUCGCACUUAUUACAUCACACUUUAAGUAUUUGGAUACAUUUACCAUUAUGUCCCUUAAAAUGAGUCACUGUAGUUUCGCUGAGAAUCACUUGGUGUCAGUAUAAGGACAAGUAAUAUGUUCAGCUUUUGUCGCCAUCUUCACUAGCUCCAUCCUCUUUCUCUCCCGAUGAUAAGCAUUUGCUGUAUGCGGGUUCUUAUUUUGUAUGAAAACUCUAUCAGAGAACAGUUGCAUUUUAAUCGUGUUGCGGGAAUUUCAUAUUAGCGUAUGAAAGUCGCUGUUUGUAAAGGAUAUCAUAAUUUUUUUAUUUUAGCAAAUUUUCAACAUGGAACAAAGGCGGCCGAAAACACGGAACGAGUGGAUAAAAUGGAUCACAUUCACCAUGACUUUGUUUUCAUUUUGGAGCAGCUCUUCAGCACAGUUUCGAUAUUCUGUCUUCGAGGAAGUUAAAGAGGGAACAGCUGUUGGAAAUAUCACGAAGGAUUUAGGUCUUGAUAUGACUACGAUGAAACAGAGGGACAUUCGCAUUGUUUACGGAUCGACAGAGCCUUUUUUUAGAGUGAACCAAAAUGAUGGCGUUUUGUAUGUGGACAGAACAUUUGAUCGAGAGGAAAUUUGCGACCGAAGCAAGGUUUGUGUGCUUGAUCUAAAAACAGUGCUUCAAAACCCGCUGGAAAUCCAUCACGUUGCGGUGGAGAUAUUGGAUGUAAAUGAUCAUGCGCCAGUUUUCGCACAUAAUGAAAGUACGUUGGACAUUUCUGAAUCUGCGCUGCCAGGCUCAAGAUUUCAGUUGCAAGAGGCACGUGAUGCUGACAGUGGCCCAUUGUCUGUUCGGCAAUAUAAGCUCAGUCAAAAUGGACAUUUCCGUUUGGAGGUGAAAGAUCGUGGUGAAGAUCGUAAAACACCUAGUUUAGUUCUUGAAAAGCCUCUCGACAGAGAAUCAGUUAAAAGUCAUGUGUUACUUUUGACAGCAUUAGAUGGAGGUAAACCUCCAAAAUCUGGUAACAUGACAAUAGUUGUUAAUGUUUCUGAUGUUAAUGAUAAUCCGCCAGUUUUUAGUCAGGAGUCAUACAUUGUGUCAAUUAAAGAAAACUCCCCUCCAGGUACGACCGUGAUCCAAGUUAGCGCAACAGAUUUAGAUGAGGGUUCAAACGGAGAGGUUAUGUAUUCAUUCGGAAACCACGUGGAUGCACGGGUACGUGAACGUUUUAGCUUAAACCCGGUAACUGGUGUCAUUGUUGUGACUGGAGUUUUAGAUUUUGAAGAAUGUAGCAGAUACGAAGUUGAUGUUCAGGCAUCUGACAAAGGCGCAGCCACACUAAAGACAGAUAAAACAGUGGUAAUUAAUGUGGUUGACGUGAAUGACAAUGAACCAAACAUUGAAGUGACGUCAUUUUCUCAUGCGAUCCCAGAAGAUUCAAAGCCAGGGACAACAGUGGCGCUUAUUAGUGUAAAAGAUGCUGAUUCUGGACUGAACGGAAAAGUUAUGUGUUACAUAAACCCAGAUCUUCCGUUUUUACUUACUCCUUCUUUGCAAAACAAUGCUUAUUCUCUAGUAACUAAAACUAUUUUGGACAGAGAAAAGGAAGCUCGCUAUAAUGUUAGAAUCAUCGCAAAAGAUGCAGGGGAGACAUCUUUAUCAUCAGAAAAGAUUAUACCAGUUCUUGUGUCUGACAUAAAUGACAACAUGCCCGAAUUCCAUAAACAUCCGUAUAUUUUUUAUUUAACAGAAAAUAACACUCCAGGAGAGAAAAUAUUUUCAGUCUCAGCCGGUGAUAAUGACGAAGGUAGAAAUGCACUUGUUUCAUAUUUAAUCUUAAGAGAUCAAGAAGGAACCAAUAUCCCGACAUCUUUUCUGAAUGUUAAUUCUGAAACUGGGGACGUCGUGGCACUGAAAAGUUUUGACUUUGAAACUCUAAAAACUUUCCAAUUCCGAGUUGUCGCCACUGAUUCUGGGACUCCGUCACUCAGCAGCAACGUCACAGUGAACGUGUUCAUUCUGGAUCAGAACGACAACGCUCCAGUCAUCCUGUAUCCACUCAGCUCCAACGGUUCUGCUGAAGGAGGAGAACAUCUGAAGAGGUAA